Messenger RNA from Hypanus sabinus (Atlantic stingray), 13824 nucleotides. Its product is annotated as phosducin-like. Lineage: Eukaryota; Metazoa; Chordata; Chondrichthyes; Myliobatiformes; Dasyatidae. The transcript has 2 exons. The record is from RefSeq and is a predicted model, not a curated record. The coding region runs from base 1328 to 2290 and encodes 320 amino acids. Gene Ontology annotation, biological process: regulation of G protein-coupled receptor signaling pathway.
GCAGACGCAUGAACCUUGUGAGUAUGGGGAGACGUGGCAUACAACUAACAGGCUUUUGGCCACUACAGCUGGCGUGGCUGACCUGUGUUAAUCAGGAAUCUGAAUUCUGCUUGAGGUCACAGCACCUGAACAAGAUAAACAAACUGAAAGCUACGCAAGCGAGGUUGGAAGCAACAUCAGAUACACGUCAACUCUGGCAGAGUGUGCAAGACAUUACUUCCCACAAAGUGAAACCCAAUAGCAUGAAUGACAGUGAUGCUUCACUACCAGAUGAGCUCAAUGCCUUCUAUGCCCACUUUGAAAGGGAGAAUAUAAUUACAGCUGUGAAGAUCCCUGGUGCACUCAGUGACCCUGAGAUCUCUGUCUCGAGGUUGACGUUAGGCUGUCUUUAAGGAGGGUGAACCCUCACAAGGCAGAAGGCCCCACUGGAGUACCUGGUAAGUCUCUGAAAACUUGUGCCAAUCAACUGGAAAGAUAAUUCAAGAACAUUUUCAAUUCUCACAUUUAUGGUCGGAAAUUCAUACCUGCUUCAAAAAGGCAACAAUUAUACCAGUGGCUAAGAAAAGUAGUGUUAACUGCCUCAAUGACUAUUGCCCAGUAGCACUCAGGUGAUGAAAUGCUUUGAGAGGUUGGUCAUAGCUAGGAUUUGGACCCACUGCCUUUCACCACAAUAGGUCUCUGACAGAUGCAAUCUCAAUGGCUCUUCACCAGGCCUUAGACCACCUGGAUAAUGCAAAUACUUAUGUCAGGGUGCUGUUCAUUGACUUCGCUCCAUGUUUAACACCUUCAUUCCAAAAAUUCUGAUUGAUAAGCUACAGAAACUGGGCUUCUGUACCUCCCUCUGCAAGUGGAUCCUUGACUUCCUAACCAGAAGACAACAAUCUGUGGAGAUUGGUGAUAAGACCUCCUCCUCAUUGACAAUCAACACUGAUGCACGUCAGGGGUAUGUGCUUAGUCCACUGCUGUAUUCACUCUAUAUCCAUGACUGUGUGGCUAGGCAUUGCUCAUAUACCAUCUAUGAAUUUGCUGAUGAUACGAACAUUGUUGGUAGAAUCUCAGAUGAAGACACUCAGAUGGAGUGAUGUCGCAGCAACAACCCAGCAUUCAACAUCAGUAAGACAAGAGGGCUGAUUGUGGACUUCAGGAAGGGUAAGAGGAAGGAACACAUACCAAUCCUCAUAGAGGGAUCAGAAGUGGAGAGAGUGAGCAGUUUCAAGUUCCUGGGCAUCAAGAUCUCUGAGGAUUUAACUUGGUCCCAACAUAUCUAUGUAGUUAUAAAGAAGGCAAGGCAGUGGUAUACUUUAUUAGGAGUUUGAAGAGAUUUGGCAUGUCAACAAAUACAUUCAAAAACAUCUAUAGAUGUAUCGUGGAGAGCAUUCUGACAGGUUGUACAGGUCUUUGGCUCCUCCCACUUUCUCCAAAACAAAGAUGUAGCCAUGGGCACCGCAUGGGUCCCAGCUAUGCCUGCCUUUUUGUUGGCUUUGUGGAACAGUCCAUGUUCCAACUCUAUACAGGUAUCGGUCCCCCACUUUUCCUUCGCUAUAUUGACGACUGCAUUGGUGCUGCCUCCUGCACGCAUGCUGAGCUCGUUGACUUCAUUAACUUUUCCUUCAACUUUCACACUGCCCUCAAAUUUACCUGGUCCAUUUCUGACACCUCCCUCCCCUUUCUUGAUCUUUCUGUCUCCAUCUCUGGAGACGGCCUAUCCACUGAUAUCAAAUAUAAGCCUACGGACUCUCACAGCUACCUGGACUAUUCCUCUUCCCACCCUGUCUCUUGCAAAAAUGCCAUCUCCUUCUCACAAUUCCUCCAUCUCCACCACAUCUGCUCUCAGGAUGAGGCUUUUCAUUCCAGGACAAAGAAGAUGUCUUCCUUUUUUAAAGAAAGGGACUUCCCUUCCUCCACCAUCAACUCUGCUCUCAAACACAUCUCUCCCAUUUCCCGCACAUCUGCUCUCACCCCAUUCUCCUGCCACCCCACUAGGUAUAGGGUUCCCCUUGUCCUCACCUACCACCCCACCAGCCUCAGAGUCCAACAUAUAAUUCUCCGUAACUUCCACCACAUCCAACAGGAUCCCACCACCAAGCACAUCUUUCCCUCCCUCCCUUCUUCUGCUUUCCACAGGGAUCAUUCCCUACAUGAAUCCUUUGUCCAUUUGUCUCCCCCAUCCCUUCCCACCGAUCUCCCUCCUGGCACUUAUCCUUGUAAACAGAACAAGUGCUACACCUGCCCUUUCACUUCCUCCCUCACCACCAUUCAGGGCCCCAGACAGUCCUUCCAGGUGAGGUGACACUUCACCUGUGAGUUGACUGGUGUGGUAUACUGCGUCUGGUGCUCCCAGUGUGGCCUUCUAUAUAUUGGAGAGACCUGACACAGACUGGGAGACCAUUUCGCUGAACACCAACACUCUGUCAGUGUACCUACCAGUGGCCACACAUUUUAAUUUCAUGUCCCAUUCCCAUUCUAAUAUGUCUAUCCAUGGCCUCCCCUACUGUCAAGAUGAAGCCACACUCAGGUUAGAAGAACAACACCUUAUAUUCCAUCUGGGUAGCCUCCAACCUGAUGGCAUGAACAUUGAUUUCUCUAACUUCCGUUAAUGCCCCUCCUCCCCUUCUUACUCCACCCCUUAUUUAUCUAUCUAUUUAUUUAUUCAUUCAUUCAUUCAUUCAUUCAUUCAUUCAUUCAUUCAUUCAUUCAUUCAUUCAUUCAUUCAUUCAUUCAUUCAUUUAUUAAUUAUCCUUUUUUUUCUCUUUUCUCUCUCUGCCCCUCUCACAAUCACUCCUUGCCUACUGUUCAUCCUCCUCUGGUGCUCCUCUCCCCUUUCUUUCUCCCUAGGCCUCCCGUCCCAUGAUGCUUUCCCUUCUCCAGCUGUGUAUCCCUUUUGCCAAUCAACUUUUCAUUCCUCCCCCUCCUGUCUUCUAUCAUUUCAAGUCUCCCCCACCCACUCCCACUUUCAAAUCUCUUACUAUCUCUUCUUUCCGCUAGUCCUGAUGAAGGGUCUCGGCCCAAAACAUCAACGGUGCUUCUUCGUAUAAAUGCUGCCUGGUCUGCUGCGUUCCACCAGCAUUUUGUGUGUGUUGUUUGAAUUUCCAGCAUCUGCAGAUUUCCUCGUGUUUGAGGUUGUAUCACUGACUGCUAUGGGGGCUUACAACACAGGACUGAAAGAAGCUACAGAAAGUUGUAAGAUUAGUCAGCUCCAUCUUGGGUACCCAAGGCAGCUUCUGAGAGUGGAGCCUGAAAAAGAUGACAUUCAUUAUUAAGGGCCCCCAUCAUCCAGGGCUUGUCCUCUUCUCAUUGUUACCAUCAGGAAGGCACACACUCAGCGAUUCAGGAACAGCUUCUUCCCCUCUGCCAUCUGAUUCCUAAAUAGGCAUUGAACCCAUGAACGCUAACUCACUUUUUGGCUAAUAUAUAUUAUUUCUGUUUUUGAACUAUUUAAAAUCUAUUCAAUAUACAUAUAUAUACUUACUGAUUGAAUUGUUUAUCUUUCUUUUUAUAUUGCCAUGCAUUGCAUCAAACUGCUGCUGCUAAAUUAACACAUUUCACAACCCAUGCCAGUGAUAAUAAACCUGAUUCUGAUUCUGCUCCAGCCACAGCAGAGGCUGGACAAUGACUGAAGUAAACGUAUGAUGAUGAAGGACAAACUGCUGGAGGAAAUUAGCAUGCUGCGACUGAAUUUCAGGGAGACGUACAGCGGCAAACAGUACACCCAAAAUGGAUGCAACAAGUUCUAUUGUCAGUAGAGUGGCUCUCCUUGGCAGGCAUCAAACUGGAGGCUAAUUUAGCUGCAUUGUUUGCACAGCAACAAACACUGGAAGACAAACAUGCGCUGGAACAACAAGAGGAGCAGGUGGAAGAACGGCUACGGAAAGGAAACAAGCACCGAUAGAGAAGGAAAGAACAGCUUAGGUCCAGGAAGAAUCGCAGCACAGAUAGCUAAAGUGAGAGUGCUAAGGGCUUCAAGUGCUGUGGGUGCUAAACACGCUCCAGCAGGACAGUGCAAUGGUGAGAGUUCCGAUGUUGACAUGGUGCAGAGAAAGUCCAACAUACUCGAUGUCAGUGUGGAUACAUUUGUUCCUCAAAUGUCUGUGAGCCACGAGUUUGGACCCCAGGGGGUUUCUCGGGAUAUUGACUCUCAGCCUGCAUCGAGGAGGCACUCUGAACCUAUGCCACAUCCAAUAGCACAAGGUGCUUCUGAGGACAUUCAUUUACAGUAUAGAUAAUUAAAGUCUAAAUUAGUGCACUGGAGGCUAUAAAGAUGCAAAAGGAAAUAGCAAGUUUAGUGAUGGAACAACAAUUCAUGAAUCUCUGCUUAAAAGAUUCAAAUCUUUGAUGGCGAUCCAUUGUAAUAUCAUUCAUUUCAAAGGGCUUUCAAGAAUAGCACUGAAGGCAAGACUGAUGAUUAUGGCAAGCGUUUCUCUUUUCCUCGAACAGUUCACUGGAGGUUACCCUAGAAAGUUUGACAAAAGUUGCCAGCAAGCUAACCCGGAGGAAGGAUAUCUGAAGGCCAAGGCUUUACUACAGGAACAUUUUGAUAAUAAGCACAAAAUUGGAUCAGUCUGUAUGAAAAAGGCUCUUUCUUGGCAACAUAUCAAAUCAGAAGAUGUGAAAGCUCUUCAAGAUGACAGUUUUUUUCUGAGAGUCAGUUGUAAUGCAAUAAGAGAUGUUCAGUUCAUGUGAGAGCUUGAUAUGCCUAUUAGUAUAUUGAUUGCUGUAAAGAAGUUAUUUUAUAUGCUUAGGGAAUGGAGAAUGGAGAUGGUUUGCCUGUGAGCUACUGGAUAAACACAACCACGAGGUUACUUUCAUCAACCUUGUCGAGUUUAUUGAAAAAUGAGGAUUUCUACACACGGAUGCAUGGAAAUACAUGGGACACUACACCAUCAGUAAUAAAAAAGAUGUGAACAAAACUAAGUCACAAAUUCAUUCGAAGGAAACAGCUUUACUGCUACUGUGACUAUGGUGAAAAAUGAAAAUGAAGGAGGUUGACUGAAGACAUGCAUCUAUAACAGUUAUGCCCUUAGGAAGAUAAUGGAUCCAUAGAGUUCUUUUGGCUAAAGAUGGUUACGUAUGCUUCAACCUUGUUUUCACAUGCUGAGCCUUCUCAUCAUCAAGGAUGUCAACAUUUGUUGAGAUACUUCCUUCAGUUUCUUAUUUUUAAUUAAUUAGCAAUAUUAUUGAUCUUAUAAAUGUAACGGUUUUAGUCUUCUACAAUUCUCAUUUAAUAGGAACAAUGAUCUGUUCAAGACCAAUAGGAAAAUUAAAGCUAUCAUUACAUCAAAUCAAGAGACUUACAAUGCUUCCAGAAAUAGACUUGAUGGUUUGAAAUAGCCUUUGAGUGCUUUUGAGUGCCAGAAAAAUUAAGGUUCACCUGUGACCAACCCUGCAUUAUAUUGAGCUUUUAGGCUACUUCUGAGCAAAGGGAGAAUGAAACACUACACAGCCAAUGUAGCCUAUUUUCACCUGGAUAAUUGUCUAAACUGUGUGCUUGUUUUUAGCCAGCCUACCAUUUUCUUCAACUUUUUGGUGGAUGAGACUUGUUCUGACCUCUCCCUGUGAUGUAAUAUUGCACAAUCAGCUGACAAUUAGGUAUUACUUGGAGGAAUGCUCAACAAGUGCUGGCUGUUAGAUUGAUCCAAGUAUUUCAAGCUUAAUUCAGCAAGUUCAGUUUCUGACCUACAGUAAGCAUCUAGGUAUAUCUGAGCAGACAGCGAGUUAGGCAUCUACUUUUACAACCUAAAAUCUAGGCUGAAUCACUGAGAUUCAGAAAGCUGGAUAUCACCCCAUUGAAAAAUGGAGAUCUGUAAACCUUUAAUUUGUAGUCAGGAAUCUGUACUUGCCAUUUAAAAUCGGAGCAAAAUACCAUAGCAACUUUAUAAAGGUACAUCAGUCUUAGAGUUAAUGCACUUCAGGAUAAGAUCAUAGAAACAAGAAAGGCUAGACCUUCAAGAAAUACCUGUAUUUUUGAAACUGUACACCAAAUUCACAGGCCCUAAUUUGACUUGAGUAAUUGUGAAACUGAAGUCGCUUUAAAGUAUACCUUUUUAAUUUCUUAUUAACAGAAAGAUUAGUCUGACAAUAGGUGAAAGAAAAAUUAAAUAUACAUUAAGUCAAAGUAAGAGGCAAUUAAUGUUUCCAGAAAUAGCAGCAGGCCUGUUGAUUGAGAGUAUUUUAAAACUUGGCAAAAGAAAGCCAAGCAUGGGAAAAUGGAACAGAAUCAGUAAACUAGCAGGAAACAUUUAAACAAACCUGCAAAAGCUCCAUCAGAUACAUAACAAGUAUAGGAUGAUUAAAAGCAAAUGUGAGACCCUUGUAGACAUGAGAGUUUAUAAAGAGGAAAAAGCAAAUGGCAUAGAGUUAAACACAAUUUUUGAGUAUAAGUACAUUUGUGGAAAGAACAGAAUUCUGCCAGAAAUACUAGAGAGUCAAAGCUUAGUCAGAAUGGGAGCUUAAAAAAAAGUUAACAUUCAUUUAUUUUUUAAGAAAAGGUAUUAGAGAAAUUGUUAAGAUUGAAAGCUGGAAAAUCCCAAGCACCUGACAAUCUACAUAACAGAAUUUUGAAGGUAGGGGCUUUGGUGAAGGUUUAUAUGAAUAUCAUUGUUCAAACUUUUAUAGAUUCUGGAAUUGAUCCAGUGGGUUGGAGGGCAACAAUAAGAUAUAGGAGCAGAAUUAUGCCAUUUACACCACCAAGUCUGCUCUGCCAAUUUACCAUGUUUGAUCCAAUUUUCCUCUCGGUUCCAAUCUCCUGCCUCCUCACCAUAUCCCUUCAUGCCCUGACCAAUUAAGCCUUAAAUAUACAUAAAGACUUGGCCUCCAUGACUUCAUGUGGCAACAAAUUCCACAGAUUCUCCUCUCUCUGGCUAAAGAAAUUCCUCCUCAUGUCUGUUCUAAAAGGAUGCCCCUCUAUUCUGAGGCUAUGUCCUCUGGUCAUAGACUCUCCCACUAUAGGAAAAUCAUUUCCAUAUCCACUCUGUCAAGGCCUUUCACCAUUUGAUAGGUUUCAACGAGGUCACCCCUUGUUCUUCAGAAUUCUAGUGAAUACAGGCCCAGAGCUAUCAAAUACUUUUCAUAUGAAUAGCCAUUUAACCUUGGAAUCAUUCUUGUGAACCUCAUUUGAACCCUUUCCAGUUUCAGCGCAUCCUUUCUCAGGUAAGAAGCCAAAGCUGUUCACAAGUGAGGCCGCACCAGAACUUAUUUAAGUCUCAACAUUACAUCAUUGCUUUUAUAUUCUCGUCCUCUUGAAAUAAAUGCUAACAUUGCAUUUGCCUUCCUCACCACAGACUCAACCUACAAAUUUAACCUUUAGGGAAUCCUGCACAAGAACUCUCAAGUCCCCUUGCGCCUUACUUUUGUUUAAUAUGUUCUCUCUAUUUAGUAAAGGCAACCCUUUAAUUUCUUCUGCCAAAGUGCAUGGUCAUACAGUUCCCAACAUGUAUUCCAUCUGCCAUUCUUUGCCCAUUCUUCUCAUCUGUCCAAAUCCUUCUGUAGCCUCUCUACUACCGCAACACUACCUGCCCCUCCACCUAUCUUCAUAGCAUUUGCAAACCUUUUAAAAAAGUCAUCAAUUUCAUCAUCCAAAUCAUUGAGAUAUAGCGUAAAAAGAAUCAGUCCCAAUACAGACCCCUGUGGAACCCCACUAGUCUCCGACAGCCAACCCUUUUAUUCCCACUUUUUGCCUCCUGUCAAUCAGUCACUGCUUUAUCCAUACAGGAAUCUUUCCUGUAAUACCAUGGGCUCGUAACUUAUUAAGCAGCCUCAUGUAUGGCACCUUGUCAAAGGCCUUCUGAAAAUUCUCCUUUGUCUAUCCUGUUUGUUAUUUCUUUAAAGUAUUCCAACAGAUUUCUCAGGCAAGACUUUCCUUUGAGGAAACCAUGGUGACUACAGCUUAUUUUAUCAUGUGCCUUCAAGUACCCUGAGGUAUCAUUUCAACUCCAACGUCUUCCCAACCAAUGGGGUCAGACUAACUGGCCUAUCGUUUCCUUUCUUCUGCCUCUCUCUCAUCUUGAAGAGUGGAGUGAUGUUUGCAAUUUUCCAAUCUUCUGGAACCAUUCCAGAAUGUAGUGAUUCAUGAAAGAUCAUUACUAAUGCCCUCACAAUCUCUUCACCUACCUGUUUCGGAACCCUGGGUGUAUACCAUCUGCUCCAGGUGACGUAACUACCUUCAAACUUUUCAGUUUCCCAAGAAUCUUCUCUCUGGCUAUGGUACCCCCGACACCUGGAGCUUCCAGCAUACUGCUAGUGUCUUCCACAGUGAAGACUGAUGCAAACUACUUAUUCAGUUCGUCUGCCAUUUUGUAACUUGUUACAAAAUGCCCCGCUGCCCCAUACCUAUCUCUCCAGCAUUGUUUUUCAGCAAUCCAAUAUCCACUCUUGUCUCUCUUUUAAACUUUAUGUAUUCAUAGAAACUUUUGGUAUCUCCUUUAUUAUUAUUGGCUAGCUUACUUUCAUCUUGCAUCUUAACCUUUUUAAUUACUUUUUUAGUUGCCUUCUGUUGGUUUUUAAAAGCUAUCCAAUCCUCUAUCUUCCCACUAUUUUUUGCUCUAUAUACUGUAUGUCCUCUCAUUUGAUCUUAUGUUGGCUUUCAUUUCUCAUCAGCACAGCUGUGUCAUCUUGCCUUUAGAAUACUUCUUCCUCUUUGCACCAUAUAUAUCCCGUGCCUUUCAGAAAUUCCAGGCAUGGCUGCUCUGCUGUUAUCCCUGCCAAUGCUCUUUUCCAAUCAAUUCUGGGCAACUCCUCUCUCACACCUCUGUAAUACCUCACUGUACUACUACUUAUACAUCUGACUUCAGCUUCUCCUUCUCAAAUUUCAGGGUGAAUUCGAUUAUAUUAUGAUUACUAGGCAUGUAUCCUCUAUCUCCCAUUGUAAUUUGUAGACUACAUCCUUACUACUGUUUGGUGCUCUGUAUACAACUCCCAUCAGAACAUUCUAUCCUUGCAGUUCCUUAGCUCUGUGUACAAUGAUUGAACGCCCUCCAACCUAACUCACCUCUUUCUAGUGAUUUGAUUUCAUUUCUUGCCGACAGAGCAAAGCUGCUCCCUCCGCCUUCCAGCCUAUCUUUCUAUACUAUGUGCAUCCUUGAACAUUAAGCUCCCAGCUACAAUCUUCUUUCAGCCAUGAUUUAGUAAUGCCAAUACCUGCCAACUUGCAACUGUGCUGCAAAUUCAUCUACCUUAUUCCAUAUACUGUGCCCAUUCAAAUAUAACACCUUAGUCCUGUAUUCCCCGUUUCGAUUUUGUCCGUCUUUUAUGUUGCAGCUCAUCCCAUUGACUGCAGUUUUGCCCCAUCAAUAGCCUCUCCUCACUACACAUUGCUGCUGUUUGUAAACCAGAAACCUCACCAUCAGUACUAUUAUCUGCCUUUCCUACGAUACUUCUUGCAUUGAAGUAUAUGCAGCUCAGGACACUAACUGCACCAUGUUCAACUUUUGUAUUCCUAACUUUGUCUGAUGUUCUACCAACAUCUGCCUCCAAAACCUCUCCACUAACUAUUUAGCACUCUGGUUCCCAUCCCCCUGCAUCUCUAGUUUGAACCUCACUAUGCAGCAUUAACAAACUUUCCCACUAACUUAGUACUUUUAACAUAGUAACUCCCUGAACUCCCUAUGUAGAACCUCACCACUCAUCCUACCCAUGUCAUUGGGCACCCAUUAAAUAUUGAAACAAUGCCUUACGAUGAGUCAGCCAGUACAUUUAGGUUUUGACUGAUAUUUAGCCAACAGUAUUUAAGAAGUUCCUCCAAUUCCACUAGAAGCAUCCAAAUUAAAAUUCCUUGGUCACUGUAAGCAGCCGCUGUAAUAAUAUCUAAGGCAUUUUUAUGACAUCUCGUUAAACUUAGUCCUUUCUCUUGGAUUUAGUAAUUAAUUUAAUUUAAUUUAUUUAUGUAUUUAUGUAUGUAUGUAUGUAUUUAUUUAUUUAAUUUAAUUUAAGACCCCUUCUCCCGUCUUCAAUCCUCCUCCUCUUCAUGGACACCCCGCUCUGGUCUUCUACCUGCUCUGGAUCGCUUUAUUGCUAAUUGCCGACGGGACAUCAACCGUCUCGACUUCACCACACCCUGUUCCGAUACCAACCUCACUCCUUCUGAAUGCUCUGCUCGCCGCUCCCUCUGCACCAAUCCCAACCUCACUAUAAAACCUGCUGAUAAGGGUGGAGCUGUUGUUGUCUGGCGUACUGACCUCUACCUGGUCGAGGCACAAUGACAACUCUCUGAUACCUCCUCUUAUUUACCCCUUGGUCAUGACCCCACUAAGGAGCACCAGGCCAUUGUCUCCUAUACCAUCACCAACCUUAUCAGCUCUGGGGAUCUCCCAUCGACUGCCACCAACCUCAUAGUUCCCACCCCCGCACUUCCCGUUUCUACCUCCUACCCAAGAUCCACAAGCCUGCCUGUCCAGGUAGAUCUAUUGUCUCAGCUUGCUCCUGCCCCACCUAACUCAUUUCUGCAUACCUUGACACUGUCUUAUCUUCCCUUGUUCAAACUCUUCCUACCCAUGUUCGUGACACUUCUCACGCUUUGAAUUUUUUUCAAUGAUUUUAAGUUCCCUGGCCCCCACUGCCUUAUUUUUACCAUGGACGUCCAGUCCCUACAUACCUCCAUCCCCCACCCGGACGGUCUCAAAGCUCUUCGCUUCUUUUUGGAUUCCAGACCUAACCAAUUCCCCUCUACCACCACUCUCCUCUGUCUAGUGGAAUUUCUCCUUUGGCUCCUCCCACUUCCUCCAAACCAAGGGCGUAGCCAUGGGCACCUUUUUAUAAACAAAGGGGCUUCCCUUCUUCCACCAUCAACUCUGCUCUCAAACGCAUCUCUCCCAUGUCCCGCACAUCUGUCCUCACCCCAUCCGCCCACCACCCCAUUUGGGAUAGGGUUCCCCUUGUCCUCACCUAUCACCCCAUCAGCCUCCAGGUCCAACGUAUAAUUCUCCGUAACUUCCGCCACCUCCAAUGGGAUUCCACUACUAAAAACAUCUUUCCCUCACCCCCCCUUUCUGCUUUCCGCAGGGAUCGUUCCCUACGCGACUUCCUUGUCUACUCAUUCCCCCCCCAUCCCUUCCCACUGAUCUCCCUCCUGGAACUUAUCCUUGUAAGCGGAACAAGUGCUACACCUGCCCUUACACUUCCUCCCUCACCACCAUUCAGGGCCCCAGACAGUCCUUCCAGGUGAGGUGACACUUCAGCUGUGAGUCGGCUGGUGUGGUAUACUGCGUCCGGUGCUCCUGGUGUGGCCUUUUAUAUAUUGGUGAGACCCAACGUAGACUGGGAGACCAUUUCGCUGAACACCCACGCUCGGUCCGCCAGAGAAAGCAGAAUCUCCCAGUGGCCACGCAUUUUAAUUCCACGUCCCAUUCCCAUUCUGAUAUGUCUAUCCAUGGCCUCCUCUACUGUCAAGAUGAAUCCACACUCAGGUUGGAGGAACAACACCUUAUAUACUAGCUGGGUAGCCUCCAACCUGAUGGCAUGAACAUUGACUUCUCUAACUUCCAUUAAUGCCCCUCCUCCCCUUCUUACCCCAUCCCUGACAUAUUUAGUUGUUUGCCUGUUCUCCAUCUCCCUCUGGUGCUCUUCCCCGCCCCCCCCCCCUUCUUUCUCCCGAGGCCUCCCGUCCCAUGAUCUUUUCCCUUCUCCAGCUCUGUAUCACUUUUGCCAAUCACCUUUCCAGCUCUUAGCUUCAUCCCACCCCCUCCGGUCUUCUCCUAUCAUUUCGCAUUUCCCCCUCCCCCCUCUACUUUCAAAUCUCUUACUAUCUUUCCUUUCAGUUAGUCCUGACAAAGGGUCUCGGCCCAAAACAUCAACAGUGCUUCUCCUUAUAGAUGCUGCCUGGCCUGCUGUGUUCCACCAGCAUUUUGUGUGUGUUGUUUGAAUUUCCAGUAUCUGCAGAUUUCCUCGUGUUUGCUAUUUAAAAUCAUGUCUGGUCUUCCAUAGAAACUUGUUGCACAAAUAUUCUAGUUCUCUAUUUGGUUCAGGUAGACCAAAAGUUCUUAUGUAAAGCCCACCUACAAAUUUCAUACCUCAAAAACAGAUCUGAAAAAGAAACUCAACAACUUUCAAUGGGGAAAAUUAAAAUUAUCCUCCUUUAAUCUAUUGAGCGCCCAUUAGAAUUGUAGAAAAAACUAAGAAUGUACUGCAUAUUCUAAUGCUAAAACUAACUCACAAGCCAACUUUCAGAUUUCUAGAUUCUUUCAUUACUGAUCUAUGGCAUGACAUGUUUGUUCUAUUUUAUUACAUGGGUCUAUAGAUUGGGAGGGCAAUCCUAUAAUGUUUCAGUGUCCUCACCCUUCAACAGUGCCCCAAAGCCCUUAGCAUAAAGUACUCGUCCAUCAGAAUAAUUAAUUGACUAUGAAAAGCAUGGAUAACAUUUUCCUUCAGAGCUUGAGGUCGAGCACUUUUGUUUAUAGCCUACAUUUUACAUUUAUGGACAGUAAUUCCGUCAUGAGGUUCGUUCACUGCCUGUUCAUCUCUUAGAAAAAGUACAUUCCUUGGAACGUAAGUGCCCUGUCUUAGCAACGUUGUAAAUCUCUUCAUGAGAAAGGCAAUAAUCUCACAAACUGGGUCAAUAAAUCGAUAUCCUCCUUGGCAUUCUCUCACCAAGUGUAUUUUUAAUUGUCGAUAUCAGAGUAAAAUUCAAUAUGUUUUUGGUAGAUUAACUUAAAACUCACAAUUAAACAUUUAUAACUUUCAGACAAAAGCAAAUUGGACUCACCUUUAUCUAAUUUUAACUUCCUGCUCAUAGCCAGCAUUUCUCAUUUCUAAAUUCAGUACUGCCAUAUUGAUGCUUCCAGAAUGCUUGUGAGCUCAGGCACGGAUACCUUGGAUUGAAAGUGGAAGCACACAGACUUCUUCAGUAGGAAUCCUGAACGCAUUUAUGUUUCAGAUGAAGUGGGGCCUUAGACAUUAUGAUUAGAGAGUCUCCACUUAGUGAUACUGCAGCAAAUGACACUAAGAAAGAAAGAGGAGUGCAAAAAGUUACAUGAUAUCAACUUGUCUCUGCUUUGAGAUAGCUGUUGUAAAAGUUAGUUAUAACUUUACAUGGGUGUGCUGCCAUAAAACAUGUGGGAAGUGUGGCAGAGAGGUAGGUGGAAGAGAAUUAAUGAAAGUUGCUCCUAAAAUGACACUGUGAAUGCGACUACAAUGUGCUUUAUAUUUUAUAUUUCUCAUAUAUUAGAUUAAUAAAAAUUAUUUAUGGUAUAAAUACUUGGCUGUUCACCUGAACAACAGACUUGAGAGGAAAGCCAACAAUAAGGCUGUUUACAAGAAAGGGAUGAGCAGACUCAAAAAGGAAAUAUAUAUUUAUUUCUUUUGAUUUUUUUUCAAUUUCUGCUCAUUAUGUUUAAAACAUAAGGCAUCCAGGUGAAAAUGGUUCAGGUUUUAGUUGUCCAUGCAUUACCAAUAUUUGAUUUGUACUAUUUGAAACAAGUCAAUUAAAAUAAGUGAUAAAUGACAAUCAGCAGUACUGAGGUGUAAUAUUGUUGAUCUGCAUCCCCGUGCCCUCAUCUCCAUGACUGACUGAAUAUGCAGCGAGGCACUCUUUCGAACUGGCUUAUUUAUCUCUGCGGUGACAUGGAUCGUUACAGAAAAUCUUUCCUACUAGAUGCAAUAAGCAUGUACAACAGUUCAUCUCUGUACAACAGGGGAACACACAUCAUGGUACAAUCAUCUCUGUUUUAUUAUUUCAUACAUUGUUAUUGCAAUUUGGUAAAUUACUGUUUUGUAUAUUAUUAUUUUGUACUUUAUUAUUAGUUAAUAUUAUUAUUAUAUUUAUUAUUGUUGUUAAGUGUGUUUUUAAAUGCUGUUGUAAUGAAAUAAUUUCCCACUCGGGAUCAAUAAAGUACCUAU